AACUCUGGAUAUUACACAAGCAUGGAUAACUGCUGGAUGCCGAAAAACGUGAUAACCAGAUCCACUAAUUUCUCUAAGAGGGAACUGCCCAUUUACUAACCCCUGUAAGUUCCGUUUGGAGGCGUCUUCCUCGGAACACGGAAUCCGUGCGACGCAGCAGAGGGAAUUGCCAGUAACAGCUCUGAAGAGCGAGAGCGGCGAAUUGCAGAUCUCUCUGAAAUCUGAUUAUAUCUGAUCACCAUGACAGCUGCUGAUUUAAUCAGCCUCUGGGAUUACUGGGAUGAACAAAACCUCACCACAAUGAACCAGACCUGGACCACUUGUGUAAAUGACUCUGACUGUUUGACCUGGGAGAUUUUCCACUGUCUGCACAAUUUCUCUAAGAAUGCGAUCCUGCACACCAUAUCUUUCUUUUAUAUCCUGAUUUUUGUCAUCGGUUUGGUGGCCAACAUCGUGGUGGUCUACGUGAACGUGAAGGCAAAACGAUCAAGAUACGAAACCCACUUCUACAUCCUAAACCUAGCCAUUGCAGACUUGUGUGUGGUCGUCACUCUCCCUUUCUGGGUCACAUCUCUCAUUCAGCACGGCACAUGGCCAUUUGGGGAAUUUAUGUGCAAAAGUACUCACCUCAUCUUCAGUGUCAAUCUGUUUGGGAGCAUCUUUUUUCUAACCUGCAUGAGUGUGGACAGGUACAUAUCAAUGGUGUGGUUCCGAGAUUCCAUUGACCAUAAGAAAGAUUUGAUCCGUAAGAUUAUCUGCAUGUUUGUUUGGAUUUUUGCCUUUCUCAUAUCACUUCCAGAUUUCUUCUUCUUGAAAGUGACUCUCAAUUAUCAAAAUAAACCCAUUUGCCAUUUGGCUUAUCCUGAAGAAAACUUUAGAGAAUGGAUGGCUGGGAUGGAAAUGAUCUGCAUCAUCGUAGGCUUUAUUAUUCCAUUUGCCAUAAUUGCAAUUUUCUACUUUCUCCUAGCAACAGCCAUUCCAGUCACAAUUGACCCAGAAAGAAAAAAUAGCCGGAAGAUAAUAUUUGUCUAUGUGAUUAUUUUCCUGAUCUGUUGGCUCCCCUAUCACUCAAUUUUAUUUCUUGAUUUUUUGUGGUUUCUAAACUUUUUAUCUUUCAGCUGUGAACUGGAAAAUUUCGUAUAUAUGGCUUUCCAUAUCACUCAGUGUCUAUCCCUAGUACACUGCUGUGCCAAUCCCAUACUUUAUAGCUUCAUCAAUAAAAACUAUAGAUACGAUCUCAUGAAAGCUUUCAUCGUCAAAUAUUCUGUGAAGUCUGGUAUCACGAGACUUAAGGACACCACAGAAACAGAGUGCUCCAUGUUAGAGGCAGUCGCUUAAUAUAAUCUCCACUCUUUUGAGCAGAAGCAUUACCUUCUCAAAUACCUAUUAAACUGCAAUAGCAAGUGCAGUGUUUGAUUAAAUAGUAUAAUUGCUCUUAUAGCCAAGUGCUUAAAUAUUCAGUGGAGCCUGUAGAAUAUUUUGGGUGCAAGUAUUUUUCUAACUGGGAGAAUUUGGACUUCCAAGGUUGUAGGAUUGAGCAAGUUGAUUUAAAGUCAGUGAGCCUAGUGUGCACAAAUAUGCCCCAUAAUUAAUUAUAAUAGGGCCACAUGAAACUGUUUUUUUCAAACAGGCAUAAGAUCAGAUGUUCUUGGGGUGUAGACUAUAAUUGUUUAAUCUUCUCUUUUGAACAUUUCCUACACAGUAAUGAGGGAGUUCAUAUUGAGUGUGGUGGUACUAAUCUGACUUCGCAUUUGUAGAUAUUUUCUAAACAACCUGUUCAAAGAUAUUUUUGUACACCUCUGCAGCAGGUGGGAGUUUUACCCAGGCUUCCUGGUUCAGAGGUGGGAACACUACCACUGUCAUUAUUGCAGUUAAACCUCACUGGAUAAUUAUUAUGGGACUCUAUGACCUCAGCUGACUGGACAGUUGGAUUGUGAGGCGGAGUGAUGCCAAAAGUAGGGGUUCAAUUCCUUGCAAAUGCUGAGGUCUUGACUCUGCCCAUCACCGGCAGCGUGGUGACCCUCAGAUUAAGUGCACCACCUGCCAUCUCUCUGUAAUAAAGGAGAGCAGCCUUAUGGGACUAUGGUAACUAUCACUAUAAUUAUUCUGUUUUUUCAAAUUAUGAUAACAUUUCAGUUAAGGCAACUCAAAAAAACUGUAAAGAAUUCAAAUGGAGCCUUUUAUGUUGAAACAACACCAGCACAGAAGAUAAUAUCCACAGGAGAAUUUUAAUGAUAAUUCUCACCAUGUAAAAAGUAUUUGCAUCUAUGAUUUUCCAGAUUCCUGUGGUGUCAUCUUCCAUUUGGCAGUUAAAAGAGCAGGGAGAUAAGCUGUUCCCAUCUUGCUUCUUGUUGACAGUGUUGUUGCACACAUUGACAUGUACAUGAUGCAAUAUCCAAUUUGACCUAAGCUCAGCCUCAAACCCCACAUUCCCAGUGUAGUCAGUUUUGCUAUAACGUGUGUUUCUUCAAUGCAAAUUGGCUUUAACGCGAUUGAAGAAUUUAGACAGUUAUUAGUUAUUAGUUAUUGAAACUCAUUAGUUUUAAUGGCAUGGCAAUGCACGAUUUUCUUACAAUGCGACAUUGCGUGAGAAGGAAACAUCACGUUACAUCAGAACUGACUAUACUACAAGUACUGCCUAUUUCGGACUCUGCAAUAUUACUUGCUCCAUUUCCCUGACAGCUCACGUGCUGUUGGAACUCUUCUUUGUCAUUUCUAGCUCAAUUUCCUCAACGUUCCCUUGGCCAGUCUCUCAUCUUUUGGUACAAGAAAUCUAGGUUCAUUCAAAACCCUGCCUCCAGUUUCCUAUCCCAAAGCAAGCACUGCCCAAUUCAACUAUCAUGCAUAUCUUAUGUGGCCUGACUCCCAGAAUUCCUUCACUUUUAACCUCUCAUUAUUGCAGUUAAAUCAUUCCAUGGGGUUGCUGCUUACCACUGUCACCUAGUCCAGAUCUAUAACUCUACUGAUACCCUUAUUCAUCUGGCCUCAACCUCUUGUGCUUCCAGCAACCUUUCACAGAAACAAUGAUGACCAAACUUUCAACUAUUAAGGCUGCCUACUCCAGGACUCCCUCCACAAAACCCAGUGCUUCUGAGUUCAGCUACUCCUCCUAACAUUUUCUUCUUUGGUUUGGCAAACCUGUCAACAUGUCCAAAGAUGCUUUGAGUCAUCAAGUCAUAGAGAUGUACAGCAUGGAAACAGACCCUUCAAUCCAACCCAUCCAUGCCAACCAGAUAUCCCAACCCAAUCUAGUCCCACCUGCCAGCACCCGGCCCAUAUCCCUCCAAACCCUUCCUAUUCAUAUACCCAUCCAAAUGCCUCUUAAAUGCUGCAAUUGUACAGCCUCAACCACUUCCUCUAACAGCUUAUUCCACACGUGCACCACCCUCUGUGUGAAAAAGUUGUCCCUUAGGUUUUUUUUAUAUCUUUCCUCUAUCAACCUAAACCUAUGCCUUCUAGUUCUGGACUCCCCUACCCCAGGGAAAAGACUUUGUCUAUUUACCCUAUCCAUGCCCCUCAUGAUUUUAUAAAUAAAGUUGAUACAUAAAUGCAAAUUAUGAUUGUUGCAGUGAGUAAUGUGAACUGCUCGCUUCAGUGGCUUUUUCGGUAACUUAGUCAACAACUUUUCUUGUUUGAAAGAGCUUGCUUUCUUACUCAGAAAUUUUAUUUAUGUCUCCUUGGACACAUAACUAUGUUGCGUAAUGAAUCUUGGCAAUAACCUUAAGCUUCAAUCAUCCCUAUUGCUAAUAAAAUGAUUACAAGUGGAUAAAAUGAUUUCAAAAAGAAAUUGUAAGGACAUCUGAGGGACACCUGUAGAACUCUGGGGAUAGAAUGGAGGACUUGCACUAACUGCAUUACUAUGUGGACAUGUACUCGCUUAGCUGAUAGUUACCAUCUAUGCUGUUGGGGCUCUAUGAUUCUAGGACGAGGUCAUCUGCAACUAUACUCCAAAGCUAAAAGAAACACAACUCCCUAAGGUGUGAGAUGUGGCUGAGUGGUAGCACCCCCAUUUCAAUGUCAGAAGGUCAUGGAUUUGUGCCACAUCUUUGAUCCUUGUAUAUGCAAACUACAUGACACCUCUGUUUAAUAGUGAGGCAGUGCCGCACAGUUAGAGACAUUCACAUAAUCCCUACAGUGUGAAACAGGUCCUUCGGCCCAACAAGUCCACACUAGCCCUUCGAAGAGUAGCCCACCCAGAUCCAUUCCCCUAUCCUAUGUUUACCCUUCACCAAUUCACCUAACCUACACAUCCCUGAACAAUAUAGGCAAUUUAGCAUGGCCAAUUCACCUAACUUGCCCAUUUUUGGAUUGUGGGAGGAAGCCCACACAGACACAGGGAGAAUAUAUAAACACCACACAGCCAGUCGCCUGAAGCUGGGAUUCGACUUGGGUCCGUGGAGCUAUGAGACAGCUGUGCUAACCACUGAACCACCAUGCCACCCCAAUGAGCUGUUAACUGAGAUUAGGUGUACUCCUCAAAUGGUGUAAAUUUUGCAUGGUACUGUUCAAAUAAGAAUUAGGGUUUUUACCUGCUAUCUUGGCCAAAAUCUGUUUUUCAACCAGCAUCAUUAGAACAGAUCAUGUCCUCAUUAUUGCAGUUUUCAGAGCAUUGCUAAGUGCAAAUUGGUCAACACGUUUUUUAUAUUACACUAAUGAUUAUACUUCAAAAGUAAUUUGUUGAUUGUAAAGAAUUUUGGAAUGACCUGAGGUUCUGAAAUACUCCAGAUAAAUGCAAGCGCUGAUUUGCUUACAAUUUGAUUCCUCACACAUAGAAUCUUGACUCCCAGUUUUGAUUUAUUCUCCAUUGGAAAAGGCCUGGUUUCUGUUUGCUGCACAGCCUUGUACCAUGAGGCUGGUAUCAAAAGUUCAUAGCUCGUAACUUUUAUGCACCUGAAUCACUGCACUGACAUAUUUUUGGAAGUGCACAUUGUACGGCACAAAUCUCCCAGUUGCAAUUGUGAAAAAGCUGCAUUAUGUUUUCUGUUAGCGGGUCCAGGCUUUGCUCCAUUAUUUAUCAUUUUUGCUGUGCACAAUCAAAACAUAUUUUGUUGAGAACAGUACACUGUAAAAUCUGCUGUACUUUUGUAAGUAAAAUUACACAUGUCUAAGAUUUGUCUUACGUUUUAAUGUCAAAGGGUUCAUAUGGCUUCUCUAUGGAAAACUGGAUAAACCAGAGUAAACUAAAGGCAGAAACCUUUGGAAGAUUUAUCCUAAUGAGAAUAAUGGAUUUGGGGUAUAAAGAGGUUAGAAUCCAGACUAAGAUUUCAGAUGUGUUGGAAACACUGUAAAUUACGAAGAACUUUGAUUUUAAGCUGUGCUGUUCAAGAUAGCCCAGGAUUUAACAGCCAUAGUAUUCAAUAUACAUAAUAUGUUAUAAUAUAUAUCCAUGUAGCAGUUUAGCAAUUCAUAAUCCGUCUUUGUUUUCAUUAAACACUAUUGCCAAGGUAAACAGAUUUUCCUGCAGUAAAACAUCACUGAAUGUAAAGGUAUUAGUUGCACUGACAAUGCAUUAAUAUGUCUGUCUUGCAUUGAUGUUAAAAUGUAUAAACUGUACCAAUUUCAUACAAGUGGUCUUUCAAUAAAUAA
Messenger RNA from Hemiscyllium ocellatum (epaulette shark), 5586 nucleotides. RefSeq names its product atypical chemokine receptor 3-like. Gene Ontology annotation, biological process: angiogenesis; chemotaxis; vasculogenesis. The coding region runs from base 241 to 1338 and encodes 365 amino acids. Gene Ontology annotation, molecular function: G protein-coupled receptor activity; chemokine binding; coreceptor activity. The transcript is spliced from 2 exons. Gene Ontology annotation, cellular component: membrane. The record is from RefSeq and is a predicted model, not a curated record. Lineage: Eukaryota; Metazoa; Chordata; Chondrichthyes; Orectolobiformes; Hemiscylliidae.